Molecule: messenger RNA, 4880 nt
Organism: Thalassophryne amazonica
Lineage: Eukaryota; Metazoa; Chordata; Actinopteri; Batrachoidiformes; Batrachoididae
Product: glycogen debranching enzyme-like
Exons: 33
Coding region: 49-4635 (1528 amino acids)
Biological process (GO): glycogen catabolic process; glycogen biosynthetic process
Molecular function (GO): 4-alpha-glucanotransferase activity; amylo-alpha-1,6-glucosidase activity
Source: RefSeq, a predicted model, not a curated record
AGGAUAUCCUACUGAUGACAGCUGACAGAGCCACUGUUGCUCAGUGACAUGGACAGACCGGAGCCAACUCUGUUCCGCCUGGAGCAAGGCUUUGAGCUGCAGUUCCGUCUUGGCCCCACCCUCCAGGGAAAGGUUGUCCAAAUCUACACCAACUAUCCUAUCAAAGGUCACAGAUUUGAUUGCCUCAGCUUCCAUCUUUUGGAAUGGAUGUACCCGAGUGGCAGGAAGGACGACUGUGAUAAGUACUGCAGUCUGGAUUUAAUUGUGGCUGGAUCCUACCAGUACUACUUCUCAUGUGGGGACAAGGAGAAGGUGAGCAGCGGUUACAUCGUGGUUGAUCCUGUGCUGAGCGUGGGAACCUCAGCCAACAAUGACGUUCUCCCACUGGACUGCAUCACCAGCCAAAUACAUGUGACCACCCGUCUCGGCCCGCUGGACCAAUGGCUCGACAAGGUUCGAGUUGCCAAGGAGACUGGAUACAACAUGAUCCACUUCACCCCGCUGCAGAAGCUUGGCAUGUCUGGCUCCUGCUACUGUGUCGCUGAUCAGCUGGAACUUAACCCUGACUUUUCACCUGAGGUCAAACACUACACCUGGUUGGACAUCAAUAAUUUGGUGGAGAAUCUGAGGAAAGACAUGAACAUGGUCUGCAUUACAGAUGUGAUCUAUAACCACACAGCUGCUGACAGUGAGUGGAUUCACCUUCAUCCUGAGUGUGGUUACAAUCUGGUUAACUCUCCUCACCUCAAACCUGCGUGGCUCCUUGAUAGAGCCUUGUGGCACCUCGGCUGUGAGGUGGCUGACGGGAAGUAUGCUGAAAAAGGGAUACCAGCACUUAUUCAAAAUGAGGAGCAAAUAAAUGCUCUAAGGUCUGUCCUGGUGGAAAUGUUCUACAAUCUCAAGCUGUGGGAGUUCUUACAGGUCAGCGUGGAUGAAGCAGUGGAGAAGUUCAGUGAGCUGCUUCAGCUUGGCAAUGUGGGUGCUUGGUCCAAUACACAGUGUACCACGAAGCUGAAGAUUGUGCAGGAUUUUCAGCACAGACGGUUUGGGAACACAGUGGACAUGAAGUCUGCCCUGGAUAUCUUCACACCUCACAGUCGGAGCCCAUCAGACAUCCAAGAGUGUUGUAACAAUUUCAGGAGAAGCUUGGAAGAUUUGAACUUGGAAUUCAAUAAGAAGAUGAAACACCAUGCACAGGAAGUGACAAACAACAUUUUGGCAAAUGUUGUUUAUGAUCGUUUGGCUGAUGAGGGGCCAAAGAUUGGACCAGUUACACGGAAAAAGCCUCUUUUUACCAGGUAUUUCAAUUUUCCUUUUGAAGAGAUGUCCUUUGAUGAAGAAGUGCAACUAAUGAACAAUAUGGAGAAGGCGCAUUACGUCAUGGCUUAUGAUGGCGUUGUGCUAGGAAGCGAUCCAGUCUGGAAUUUUGCUGAACCAGGAUCUGAUGUCUACCUCAGGAGGGAACUGGUCUGCAAAAGUGACAUGAUCAAACUUCGUUAUGGGCAGAAACCAGAGGAUUGUCCUUACCUGUGGGCUCAUAUGAAGAAAUACACAGAGAUCACAGCCAAGAUCUUUGCUGGUGUUUGCCUGGUCAACUGUCAGUCCACUCCUUUGCAUGUGGCUGAGGCGAUGCUUACAGCAGCCAGAACCAUCAGGCCUAACCUCUAUGUGGUAGCUGCACUGUGUUCCAGUAGCCAGCCUAUUGAGAAUGUACUUAUAAAGCAUCUGGGAAUCACCACUUUGAUUCAAGUUAUUAACGACCAUAGCAAUGGAACUUGGCACUCUUGGUAUGGGAAUGAGCCAGUGGGUGGCUUUGUUCAGCCCAGCAUCCAGCCUCUACUCCCAACUGUCACUCACACCAUGUUAAUGGAUGUCUUGCUCAACAACCAGGAUCCAGUCAAGAAUGUUUCCGUGUAUGACUACCUGCCUGCUUCUGCUCUUGUCUCAAUGUCCUGCUGUGCUACAGGCAGUACGAGGGGAUAUGAUGAAUUGCGUCCUCAUCAGAUAUCUGUGGUGAGGGAGGAUGAUCAGUACACCUGCUGGAACACUGAGGCUGAAACCUUUGAUAUGACUGCCGUUAAUCUACAGACCGGCAUCCUGGCAUGCAAGCUGGCUCUCAACAAACUCCACCAACAGCUGGCUGCUCAAGGCUUUACUCAGGUGUAUGUGGAGCAGUUGGGGAAGGAUGUGGUUGCAGUGACCAGACACUGCUCCAGCAGCCACCAGUCUGUGGUAGCCGUGGUACGAAGGGCCUUCGAGAAUCCGAAGGAGCACCAUUCUCUAGAUGAUGUUCCACCUCUGUUCAUACCAGGGCAGAUUGAGGAGCUGGUGUUGGAGGCUCAAACUAUUUUAAGGAGCACAAAGUUCGACAGUAAAGAUGAGCAUUCUGCCAGUACCCUGCCACUGUACACUGUAGAGAGCAAAGAACACAUACAGGUAAAUGAGAGUAAGCUGAUUCAUAAAGAAGACAUGGUGUCCAAAAACAACAAAGACUUUGUGCAGAAGAUCACAUUUGGCAAGUUCACAUCUGGCUGUAUCGUCAUCUUCAGGGUGAAUCUGGAACCAACAUCCCAGGAGCAAGUUGGGGCUCUAAGACACCACCUGGUACAAUUUAGCCCUCAGUACCAAACUGGCAGCCUCAAAACAGCUGAAGACAGCACUUCCACUGUUCUCAGCAUGCCAUUAAUGACUAUUAUGUCUACACUGACUCUGGUCGACUUGAACAUGCUGCUGUUUCGCUGUGAUGCUGAGGAGAAAGAGGAUGGGGGAGGAUGCUACAACAUUCCUUCAUGGUUACCGCUCAACUAUGCUGGCUUGCAGGGGUUGAUGUCUGUGAUGUCUGAGAUUCGUCCUAAGAAUGAUCUUGGUCAUCCAUUUUGUGACAACCUGAGGCAGGGAGACUGGAUGGUUGAUUAUAUCACCGACAGACUGCUGAGCAAGACUGGGGCAGUGAGAGAGGUGGGCCGAUGGUUCCAGGCCAUGUUCACCUAUCUGAAGCACGUCCCUUAUUACCUGGUGCCUUGCUACUUUGACACUAUCGUGCAGGGAGCUUACACCACUGCUCUGAUGGCUGUUUUCAACCAGAUGUCCAGCUUUGUGCAGAAUGGUUCCAGCCUGGUUAAACAACUGGCCCUUGGUUCGGUGCAGAUGUGUGGUGUGUCUCAUUGCUGUCCGCUGCCCCCUCUCUCCCCUCGUCUGAAAGAUGCCCCUCACUGUGUCAGUGAAUUUGCUUAUCAAGACAAACAGCACUGUGUUUCACUGGCAGCAGGUCUUCCUCAUUUUUCUGUUGGAGUAUACCGCUGUUGGGGUCGUGACACCUUCAUUGCUCUGAGAGGUUUGAUGCUGCUGACUGGCAGACACCUAGAAGCUCGGAACAUCAUUCUGGCAUUUGCAGGCACUCUGCGCUAUGGACUGAUUCCCAACCUGCUGGACCAGGGCACCGCUGCACGCUACAACUGCCGUGACGCUGUGUGGUGGUGGCUGCAGAGUAUACAGGAAUACUGCGCAUUGGUACCAGAUGGUACUUCCAUCCUCAGUUGCCCUGUCUCCAGGAUAUACCCAACUGAUACAUCUGAGCCUCAACCUGCUGGAUCAUGGGAUCAGCCCCUGUAUGAUGUUAUCCAUGAAGCCAUGCAUCGACACAUGCAAGGAAUCCAGUUCAGAGAAAGUCUUGCUGGAACACAGAUAGACCCGAACAUGACUGAUGAAGGGUUCAAUGUGAUGGCUGGAGUUGACCAGAACACUGGAUUUGUCUAUGGUGGAAAUUGUUUCAACUGCGGAACCUGGAUGAACAAAAUGGGUGAGAGUGAAUUUGCCCACAACAAGGGAAUCCCUGCAACACCAAGGGAUGGCUCUGCUGUGGAGAUAGUGGGCCUCUGUAAGUCAACUCUGCGUUGGUUAGUCAACCUCCAUAAGGAUGGUCACUUUCCCUAUGCAGAAGUCACCAUAUGCCACAAAGGGAACACUCAUUCUGUAUCAUAUGUUGAAUGGGAUCAAAAGAUCCAGGAGAAUUUUGAGAAGAAAUUCUACAUUUUCCACGAUCCUCAAGACCCUGAAGAUAACCAUCCAGAGCUGGUGCACAAGAGGAGCAUCUACAAAGACAGCGUGGGUGCUUCCAGCUCCUGGUGUGACUACCAGCUGAGACCUAACUUCCCCAUCGCCAUGGUGGUGGCUCCAGAGCUGUUCACCAUACAGAGAGCAUGGGUGGCUCUGGAGGUAGUUGAGAAGAAGCUCCUUGGGCCUCUGGGGAUGAAGACUUUAGACCCUGACGACAUGGUGUACUCUGGUAUCUAUGACAACAGCCUGGAUAACACAAACUUCAAUCAAGCCAAAGGCUUCAACUAUCACCAAGGCCCAGAAUGGUUGUGGCCUUUAGGGUAUUUCCUACGUGCCAAACUCUAUUUUGCCAAGCAGUUGGGAAAGGAGCCAUAUGACGAAACAGUUUGUCAGGUGAAAACCAUCCUAUCUCGUCACUCUGUCCACUUGGAGAGGUCACAAUGGAAGGGUCUCCCUGAACUGACCAACAAGAAUGGCCAGUACUGUCCCUUUAGCUGUGAGAGCCAUGCAUCAUCCGCUGCUACAGUCCUGGAAGUCCUGUAUGACCUGUAUGAUCCCCUACAGCACCAAGACUACUGACCCUCCACCUGGCGACACGCAAUGCCUCUUUCAUCAACUAACAGUAAAAGAUAGAAACGGUAGCUCAGAUGGGACAGUCACAUGGACAUUUUCAUGAUAAAUUUUUUAUCCCAAGAAGUCAUUGUGUUUAGCUGCUAAGCUCCUCUCAGCAACAUGUGGUAUAUGCAGCAUUAAAGACAGUAGUGAAGUCAGAAAACCCUCAAUGUGAGCUAAAAAGUGGGUGCUUACUUAAUCACCUCAGAAAA